GUGAGUAUUUAAAACAUUAUAAGUAAAAUAAAGUUAGUGCUCGUAUAGAUUUAUUAACUCAAUAACAGCCUUAACACAAUGUCACAUAAUUCACCUGUAAUAAAAGCCAAGAGGAAGGCGAUCAGUUUAGAUACUAAAAUUAAAAUUUUAGAUCAACUUACAACAGGACAAGGAGCAACGGCUGUAGGAAAGCAUUUUGGUAUUCAUGAAGCUACCAUAAGAACGAUCAAGAAAAAUGAAACUGCGAUUAGAAAAUCGGUAUGUUCUGGAACGAAAAUAAGUGCUAAAUCAUCGUCAUACAUAAGAGAUGUUGUCAAAGAGAAGAUGGAAAAAGCUUUGGUAAUGUGGAUUGAAGAUAAAUCACAAAAAAGAAUACCAGUAGAUGGAAUUGCUAUCAAGCAAACUGCAUUAAGAAUUUAUAAACGUAUUAAAGAAGUUGAGCCAGGCACUUCAUCUCAGUCAAAACAACCCGAAUUUUCUGCAAGUACAGGUUGGAUGACAGGUUUUCUUAAACGACAUGCUCUCCAUAAUGUAAAAAUUAAGGGAGAAACUGCGUCUGCAGAUGAAUUGGCUGCCAAAAAAUUUCCUGAAAAACUUAGAAAAAUUAUUGAAGAUGGAGGAUACACCCCAGAUCAAGUUUGGAAUGUAGAUGAAAGUGGCCUCUUUUGGAAAAAAUGCCCAGCAGAACUUAUGUUGCAAAAUCGCAGAAAACUGCCGGUGGUUUAAAAGUAGCAAAGGACCGUGUAACAUUGUUGUUUUGUUCCAAUGCUUCAGGAGAACGUAUGUUAAAACCACUGCUAGUAAAUCGUGCUUAAAGACCACGCUCGAUGAAAAGUGUAGAUUUCAAUAAACUGCCAAUUCACUGGACAGCAAACAAAAAGGCAUGGAUGACCAGUGCAAUCUUUACAGAAUGGUUCCAGAAAUACUUCAUUUCAGAAGUUAGACGCUACAUGAAUGCAAAAUGUCUAGAAUUUAAAGUUCUUUUAAUUCUAGACAAUGCACCUUGCCAUCCGCUCUUGGAGCACCCAGAUGUGCAAUUUUGCUAUCAUCCGCCUAACACUACAUCCUUAAUACAACCGCUAGACCAAGGGAUCAUUGCUACUUUUAAAAAGUACUACAUAAAACGUUCAUUCCAAUACGUGGUAGACAAACUAGACCAUAAUGAGGAUU
Messenger RNA from Anastrepha ludens (Mexican fruit fly), 1170 nucleotides. RefSeq names its product tigger transposable element-derived protein 1-like. Gene Ontology annotation, molecular function: DNA binding. The record is from RefSeq and is a predicted model, not a curated record. The coding region runs from base 79 to 726 and encodes 215 amino acids. Gene Ontology annotation, cellular component: nucleus. NCBI's taxonomy places the organism in Eukaryota, Metazoa, Arthropoda, Insecta, Diptera, Tephritidae. The transcript is spliced from 2 exons.